GAGAACGACGCCGCAAAAGAAAUCGAAGCGUCCUGCGUCUAUUUUUAAUGUGAAAGUUAUACCUAGUACAUCCUAGUUGGAUACAAACUUUGUGAAUUCCUUUAAACACUACUGAGAACUUAAUUUACUGUGAUAUACAUUUCUAAUAACCGUCAUAAUGUUGGGUUCGGGCGAUGGAGGCCACAUUAUCAAACUGCGUGGUUUGCCUUUCUCCACUACCGUUGAAGAUGUUCUCGAUUUUUUGAGUGGCGUCAACGUUUUGAAUAAUAAAGAAGGCGUUCAUCUAACCGAAGUGCGACCCGGCCGACCCUCUGGAGAAUGUUUCGUAGAGGUUGUAAGCCAAGCAGACGUAGAAGAAGCAUUAAAGAAAGACAAAGAAAACAUGGGCAAGAGAUACAUUGAAGUCUUCUCCACUGACCACCAAGACAUGGAGUGGGCGCUGAAUGCUAUGAAACAGACGGAGAAUGGUUUUGAAUCACUUCCCAAUGUUAAUGAUGAUAUGGGUGUCGUCAAGCUCAGGGGUUUGCCCUUUGGUUGUUCUAAAGAGGAAAUUAUUCAAUUCUUUGAUGGGCUGGAAGUGGCCCCCGAGGGGGUGCACUUGCUAUCGGACCACACGGGGCGGGCCUCGGGAGAGGCGUAUGUAUACUUCGUUGACAAAACGGGCGCGCAAGACGCUCUCAGCAGGGACAGGGAGAAAAUAGGACACAGGUACAUAGAAGUGUUCCUAAGUUCCCCGGACGAGGUGCGAGCGUACGCGUCCCGCGGGGACGGCGGGGCCCGCCCGCGGGGGGCUCGCCCCACCCCGUACGACCGGAACGAUCGGUUCGCGGGACGCUUCGGGGCAAGGGGCAGGAGCUCCUUUGGGAGGGGUGAGGGUGCAGGAUUCAGCGCGGCCCGUGGUGGCAUGCGACGCAACAGCGGCAUGCACUGUGUACACAUGAGGGGACUGCCGUUUAAGGCCACCCCGCAGGAUAUUGCUUAUUUCUUCAAACCAAUUCGUCCCGUGAAUAUUACAAUCCUGUACGACAACAGCGGACGGCCGUCCGGCGAAGCAGACGUGGAGUUUGAAUGCCAUGAUGAUGCUAUGCGGGCAAUGCGACGGGACAAAAACAACAUGGAGCACAGGUACAUCGAGCUAUUUCUCAACUCUUCGCCAACCGGCGGCGGCGGAGCUUUCAAAUCCAACAGAAACUUCCGAGCCUACUGAUAAAUACACAUGUAAUAAUAACACCCGGUUUCACACCUGCUGGAUAAGUUCUGAAUAGCUAUCUGUCAGAUAAAAUGGAAAAUAGAAAAAAAUGUGUAAUGGGCCUUCUUCACAAUGGGCAGCGUUGGCCGAGUAGAGGCAAUCGCGAUAGUAAUAAUAUUUUUUAUUUUUUAAUUAUUCAUUGAUUUAUUCGAGCAACUAUAAAGACUCAUUUUUGUUAGUAACAUGUUUAUCAUUAAUUGAAAUUCAAAUAAUGUCUAUAAAAUCUAAACAUUAGAUAGUGGGGAGGGCCUAAAUGUCUAUGAUCGGCGUCAUUGUAGUUGGCAAUGGCGGCAAACAUCGACCAUUUGUUGGGCCAAUGUUGCUAACGUUAUUUCUAUACAUUUUCCAUUUUAUCUUAAAUGUGUAAGCUAUGAAAAACUUUGUCAGCAAGUCGUGAAACUGGUCAAAAAUAUACUCGUUGAAAUGUCGCUUUGACAAACGAUAGUAAAUUAAAUUUUAUAUAAAUUCAAAUACAUAUAUGUAGUAAGGUACAAUGAAAUAAUGUGUUUAUAUGUUUACCCACGUUGAUGAUGUGAAUGCGAAAGUUUUUUUUGUUAGUAUGUUUAAAUAGAUGGUAAACGGCUGGACCAUUUCUGAUGAUAAAAAAGGUAUUUUUUGCCUUAAACAAUUAUAUA
Colias croceus (clouded yellow) is the source of this 1884-nucleotide messenger RNA. RefSeq names its product heterogeneous nuclear ribonucleoprotein F-like. Gene Ontology annotation, molecular function: RNA binding. The transcript is spliced from 8 exons. Gene Ontology annotation, cellular component: nucleoplasm; ribonucleoprotein complex. Bases 158 to 1207 code for a protein of 349 amino acids. Gene Ontology annotation, biological process: regulation of RNA splicing. NCBI's taxonomy places the organism in Eukaryota, Metazoa, Arthropoda, Insecta, Lepidoptera, Pieridae. The record is from RefSeq and is a predicted model, not a curated record.